CCUCUUCCCCGCUCCAGGAGAGACAAGCAGAACCCAACAAACCCGACACCGAGGCUGUGCGCGUGAUUUCUCUCUGAUUCACAACACAAGGUUCUACACCCGGAGAAGAAACUACUUUAAGGAUUUUUUUUUGUUUGUUUGUUUUGUUGGAAGAAGGUUUAAGAAGGCAAGAAAAAGAAAGCAGCUUCCAGCAUCCUCCCCUCACCUCUCCCACCCUGAACCUCGGCGAUUAUUCACCUACAGCUCCUUCUUCUUCUUCUUCUUCUUUUGAAUCGUUCUCCUCUUUUUUCUUGUUGGAGUUUCACUCCUUUGUUUUUCUGAGCUGUUGGAAAGUGGAGCUCCACAGCCCCGGGGAGCUGGCUGGACUGUGCGCUUUCCCCGACGCGGGCGGAUCGUCUUGUGCGACUCAAAAGGACUGGAAAUUAUUAAAGCCUGCCGGAUCGUCGUGCCGCAUGGUGGGAAUUUCAUCCUCCUUUCAGUAUCGCACUGGGAAGCGCUCAACCAUGCCCGACUCACCUGCGGAUGUCAAGUCACAGUCCAGGUUGACGCCCCCUACCAUGCCGCCCCCACCCAGUACGCAAGGGCCACCUCGUAACAGCUCCUACACCCCCACCACAUUAACCAACGGCAGCAGCCACUCCCCAACAGCACUCAACGGAGCCCCAUCUCCUCCUAAUGGCUACAGCAACGGCCCCAGUUCGUCUUCAUCCUCUUCUCUGGCCAACCAGCAGCUUCCGCCGGCCUGCGGCGCCCGACAGCUCAGCAAGCUCAAGCGUUUCCUCACAACCUUACAACAGUUUGGAAACGACAUCUCACCUGAAAUCGGCGAACGGGUUCGCACGUUAGUGCUGGGGCUUGUGAAUUCCACGCUAACCAUCGAGGAAUUUCACUCCAAGCUCCAAGAAGCCACCAACUUCCCUCUGCGACCUUUCGUCGUUCCCUUUUUGAAGGCCAACCUGCCGCUCCUUCAGMGGGAGCUGCUGCACUGUGCCAGACUAGCCAAGCAGAACCCUGCUCAGUACCUGGCCCAACACGAGCAACUACUUCUGGACACCAGCACCACGUCCCCGGUGGACUCCUCAGAACUCCUGCUGGACGUCAACGAGAACGGCAAGAGAAGAACGCCGGACAGAACCAAAGAGAACGGCUUUGAGCGAGAAGGCCCGAUGCACCCGGAGGUCCACCCCAGCAAACGGCCAUGCACCAUUAGCCCCGCCCAGCGUUUCAGUCCGUCCAACGGGCUCUCCUACCAACCCAACGGCUUGCCCCAUCCGGGUCCGCUCCCCCCGCAGCACUACAGGCUGGACGACAUGGCCAUCGCCCAUCAUUACCGCGACACGUACAGACACCCCGCCUCCAAUCAUCGAGAGAUCCGCGAGCGAGCCAGGCCCAUCGGAAUGCAUGCAGGGACGAGGCAGGAGGAGGUGAUAGACCACCGGCUGACUGACAGAGAGUGGGCUGAGGAGUGGAAGCACCUUGACCAUGUAAGAAAACUGCUGAACUGUAUAAUGGACAUGGUGGAGAAAACCAGGCGCUCGCUGACGGUGCUGCGGAGGUGCCAGGAGGCCGACCGUGAGGAACUCAACUACUGGAUCAGACGAUACAGCGACGCCGAGGAGCUGAAGAAGGGGGCUGCUAGUGGGCAGUCCAGGCAGCAAAGCCCUGCGGCUCAGGAAAACGCCACAACAGAAAUUCACAGAGAGCUGCUGCAUCGACCUGUCUCCGGCUACGUCCCUGAAGAGAUCUGGAAGAAAGCUGAAGAGGCGGUGAACGAAGUGAAGCGGCAGGCCAUGUCCGAGCUACAGAAAGCUGUGUCCGAGGCUGAGCGGAAGGCUCAUGAGAUGAUCAGCAGUGAACGGGCCAAGAUGGAGCGCACGGUAGCUGAGGCCAAGCGUCAGGCAGCUGAAGAUGCACUGUCCAUCAUCAACCAACAGGAAGACUCCAGCGAGAGCUGCUGGAACUGCGGCCGUAAGGCGAGUGAGACGUGUAGUGGCUGCAACACGGCGCGCUACUGCGGCUCCUUCUGCCAACAUAAGGACUGGGAGAAGCACCACCACGUCUGCGGUCAGACCCUGCAGGCCCAGCAGCAGCAGCAGUCCGGCCAGCAGCAAGGAGGCGUUCCAGGGUCAGAGACUCCAGCUCCCAUCAGCUCCUCGGCCUGCACCCCGAGCAGUGGGACCGGGAGUCCUGCUGCGACCCCGCCCGCCGCUACGCCGAGGUCCUCAACGCCCAGCACCCCGUCCUCUUCUGCCCUCGACGGCACGCCACGCUAAGAGACUCCCACAAAGGCAAGAGCUUACCAGGCGUAACAACCAGCCCUCUGACCCACAAACAGCAUGACUGUUUACAUUUUGACUUUGCCUUGCAAAAUAUUCUGAGAUGGCACGGCUAGCAGGCAGAGACGGCAACGCUUCUAACGUGCGGAGCAGUCAGAGCAGGAUAACGAGGUCCAAAAUCAGGUCAUAUUGACUUGUCAUGACUUUAAAGAAACACAAAGAUAUUCUUUGUUGUUGUUGAAUGAAUGAAUGAAUGAAUUGAAAUAUUGACAUCCUUUUAUUGUUACACUUUCGCUCUUCUUGUUGUAUGUUUGUCUUGUACCUGUCGUUAGUAAUCUUGUCGUCAUUGCAGCUUGUUUUUUUUUUCUUCUGUAAAUAUGAAAAGACUGAUCUGAGAUAGCCCUGAACUCCAGGCGAGUAUGUUUGACCUCCCCUUUUUCAAUGGUUUGGUUUUUCAUCCUUAAAUUAAGUUUAUUUUGCCUUCUAUAACCGGGACAUAAGACAUUUUACAUUAUAGCAAACCAAGGUAACAUUAGCAGAACAAUGGAUGGAAUUAAUACUCAUCGUAAAAAAAAGAUUUGAUUUGAGGCUGAUGAAUAAACAAAUUUCCUGCCUUCUGAUAGGAGAGGGGAUGAGCUGAACCUCUGGCCCGCAGACCGCAAUGAAAUGGGCAGAUGUGCAGCAGAUUGCAAGUGGAGCCAGCUGUUCAACUGAUGUUAUUUCCCCCUCACUUGUCAUAAUAUGCAGGUCAGUGGGCUGUGAAAUACAAAUCCAACCCUCUGAAGGAAGUAAAAGAAGGACUUUUGGACAAGAUACAAAUAAAACUUUGCCCGCAGCACACGUGAAGGAUGUACUGAAAACAAUUUCCCCUCAUUCCUUCAAAGAAAAAGCUUGCAAACAAACAGGAAGUGAGGUCAUCAUCCUGCUUGCAAGACUGUCAAACCGCCGGGACGGCAGCCGCUGGGCAACUCAGAGCUGGAAACCUGCUGUGCGGAGAUUCACCCCAAAUACUACCCCUCUUUUUUUUUAUUCUUCUUAUUAUUUUUAUUCCUUUUCUGUARAUGUCAUGGUGAAGACUUCUGUCCUGUGGUGUCACUAAUGGUUAUUUAUUGAGUAUGUGUUGGACAGUCGUGACAAUGCAUUGUACCUAAACUCAGUCACAUUUCAAAGUCCUUCAAUACUCUCUUUUUACAAAAGAGAUACAAAACAGAGGUGUUCUUUUCUUUUUCCAAGCUGCUUUUCUAUGCUGUGUGUAAGUGGUAAAUUCUUUGUAGUUCCAUGAGUUUUAUUCCCCCACCCCACCUAAAGAAAAGACACAAGCUAUAUCUCAGAGCUGCUACUUGAGUCUGACCCAGAUCUUUUCUGAGAACUAGCAUGUUGUGCGGAAUGCUAACCUAAAUGUUUUGUACAAGGGACGUACAUAUAUGUAUUUGCACUGUCACAGGAGUUAUUUUGGCAUGCUUCUUUUUCAGCAUACUCGUGUGUCACUAUAGAGCCAUAACUCAUCAACGUUUUUGGACGUAGUAUUAGGUUUAUUAUUUGGGGAGGGGGGAUGGGGGGGGGCAUAAACGCACCAAAUCCAUUUGUUUUUCUACUCCACAUGCGAAAAAAUAGCACCCAUAAUGUCCCGUUGUUUUUUGUUUGUUUGUUUGUUUUUGAAAAAGCUGAAGACAGUGCAUGCACAUUGCUGAACGUUUGUUAAAUAUUUGUUUUAUUUUUAAGAAAAAUGUCAAAACAACCAAAAAAAAUAUACAAAAUACAAAAAAAAAAAGUUUUAACAAACUGAUUUUCCAAAUGCAGAGGUGUAGACUCCGAUUGACAGCUUUAACACUGCAUAGCACCAGGUAACACACAUACAUACAUACACACACACACACACACACACAAACGCACACAGUAUUAAUACACAAGUUAGACACGAAAACAUCAAAAACAGCCAAAGACUGAUACCAAGGACCAAAAUCCUGAUUUAAACACUUUUUAAAAAUGAGGUUUGUCCACUUCGWUUUUUAUCCACUUCUUUUUGCAGGUUUGGUUUACAUUGUCAAGACCAAAACUAAGUUCAGUGUCACAGUUUUUUUAACUCUUCAUAAAUAUUAAGCAGAUAAUUUAGAUGUUUUGAAGCAAAGUUCUGCCGAAAAGAUGUGAAGGAAUAUUAUCUUAUCUGCUCUAGAUAGCGUUACGAAUGACUUAGUAGCUUCAUUUUGACUAGAUUGACCAUUUAACAGACCAAAGUGAACUGCUGCCAUCUUAAAAGAACUCCAGUCUGAAAAUUUUGAUAGCAUUUCAUGCAAAUGCUGUUUCUCUAACUUUGGGCACCGUUGUAAUUCAGCAUUACACGCUUAAAGAGAAGUGCUAGAGCUAGAUGCUGCUGUUGUUUUAAAACAUUCCCCUUUGGUCCUGGCCUUCCUUACGUACCCCCAUUCAACACUGUCUGCUGCACUCUGCACCGACACAAACCCCACACUCAGAGGUCGGUUCUAUUCUGUCGGACUUUGGUUCUAUUUUUGCCGGAGUGAAUGCAGAGUUAAUCUACAAAGAUCACCAAUAGGAAAAUGAACAAGCACAUCUGUAUUUUCCAAAUAAUUCACCAAAUACAGACUACAUUUUGUCGAAAUUCUAACUAUACUAUAUGGGCAAUUUAUUUAUCAUUUAUGGCUAUGCAUGCACGCAGCGUAAGAAAAACAAGACAUGAUGAUUUUAUUCUGAAAUCAAAAGUUUCAAAAAGACAGCCGGUGAUGUCGUUUCGACUGUUGUUUCGAGUCUGUCAGUGGGUUUAUAGAGAACAGUGUUAUUUAGCUCUGAUUCCUUCUCCAGUAGAAUUAAUUGUUUUAAUCUGACUUCAGUAUUUACCACUGGCUUUAUUGAGUGAUCUGGGAUUUCCCUUCUCAAAGCACCUCUGGGCUUCGCAGCGAAGCAGAUCGGAUGCAGUGUAAAUUCGGCGUAGCUGUUAGCUUGCCAGUCUGAUCAAAAUUCAACCAUUUGUUUUAAAUUCAAGUUUUUAAAGAGCCAUCUACAACAGGUAGGAUAUCAACUGUUCACGAGCCUCCCACGGAACUCUGCUUCAAAAUAUCUAAAGUGUUACUUUAACACAUAGAUAAAGGGUGAAUUAAAUGUUAUGGCAUUCAUUGCAAUGAUACAUUUUACCUGCAGCAAUAAUAAUGAAUGUGACAUGACAACUUUUGUAACCAUUUUGAAUCUGAGGUGCAUAUCGAUCUUAUAUGUGAAUCUCUCAUUACACUAAUGUCAGAAUAAGUGUUCAUUCCAGCUUUAAGCCAUUGUGUUUUUAAAGUCUGGGCUUUCACACCAUUGUUUUUUUAUUUAUUUAUUUAUUUAUUGUUAUUAAUUUAGAGAAAAUGAUGCAUUUGUUGUACACCUUCAGUCAAUCAAACAAACCUCUCAUUUGCAGUAAAGGAUCACUUACCCCAACACACACAACGGUUCUUUAUCCCCAACACCUUGGUGCUACAUAGAAGCGUGUUAUUUAUAAAAAUAAAUGUAAAAAAAUAAAAUAUCCUGACCUCAAGGAACAAGCAGAGGCCCACAGAAGUUUGGGGCAGUUUGACUUCCUCACUUCCUCCCUCUUGUCUAAUUAAAACACACACCUGUAUUCUUGACUUUGAAGGGUUAAAUGAUCCAAAUAGGUGUCUGACACCCUCCUAGCAAACUUCUCAGAAGCUGUCAGAAGACAGCCAAGCUAUUUGAACACUAGUUUAUUUCAAAGUAUACAUGUUCCUUACUAUCAGGGCAAAAUCUGAGUUUGUAAAAAAAAGAACAAAACCAACAUUAUCAGUCAACAAUUCUUAGAAAUGUUCUAUUUUUUUCCCUACUCUUUCUGUGUUUUGCUACAAAUUCCUCGGUGGCAAACAAGUCUGACUCUACCUCCUACAGCACGAUAAGAGCAUCAGUUGUGGCGCUGAUACUGGUCACGUCGAAACCAAAUGGGCACAAGAGAACAGGAAAAUAUUAAAUAAAAACCAAAAGUCGAAGCUCAUACAGCUGCAAAACCAUACCACUACUUGGUAACAAUGCAGACCUCAUAAAGAAAUAAAACAUAAAUGAAAAGAAACAACAAAAAAAUAAUAAAAAAGAAAGAAAAUAAUGUACUUUUUGUUAUGUUCCUUUAUGCCUGUGGCAUUUUUUGAUCACAUCAAGAGUUUGAACUGUUUGAACAAACAUAAAAAAGAGCAAAUUUUCAAACAUUUUUAGUUCCUAUGUUGAUACAAGGUAAGAUCACAGUUUAAAAAGUUUCUCUUGUUUUUUUUUUUUCUCCCCUCUUUUCUCCUUUUUCCUCUCCGUUGUGAAGAUGCGCGGAAGUGCUUGUUGACUUGUCAGCCGGGGCAAAUCUUGUACAAAUUAUUAUUUUUUUUAAAGGCAAUGAAUUUAAGCCUGCCUGUUUACCAAACAGGGAACACUAUUUAAAUUUCCUAAAUCUUAGGAAACUUGGGGUUAAAAUGUAGGAGCUAACCAUGAACAGCGUAUUUGGUCGGAGGGAAUGAGUUGAACUUAAGGGUGGGAGGGUUUUUUCUGUUCUCUUGAGAAAAUGUAAUGUAAAAAAAAAAAGGAGCUCAAAUAAUUUGAAGUUGUUGUGCAAUACUUUAUUGAGAAAUGAAAAACCACAGGUUAGUGGUAGGCUGACGCUGAGUGGUCUUUUACAUCACUUAGAGUCAGUGUCCUCUAGAGAGCUUUCCAGUCUACUAUGUCAGAACUGUGGUUUCUUGUUGAAUUUAUUUCCUUUUGUUUAUAAUUUUGAUUCUUAUUUUGGGCUGUAAACUAUGGUCUGUCAGUCUGUGAAACUUUGCAGUAUAAUUCUGGUAUUGUUGUUCUCUUUACAGUGUAAUAAAUAUGUUAAUUCUU
Messenger RNA from Austrofundulus limnaeus, 7133 nucleotides. RefSeq names its product RUNX1 partner transcriptional co-repressor 1 (gene runx1t1). The record is from RefSeq and is a predicted model, not a curated record. Bases 453 to 2273 code for a protein of 606 amino acids. Gene Ontology annotation, molecular function: transcription corepressor activity. Lineage: Eukaryota; Metazoa; Chordata; Actinopteri; Cyprinodontiformes; Rivulidae. Gene Ontology annotation, biological process: negative regulation of DNA-templated transcription; DNA-templated transcription. The transcript has 11 exons. Gene Ontology annotation, cellular component: nucleus.